AUGGCCAUUGUCACGCCGCCCUCUGCGACUCGAAGAUGGCGCCACAACCCCACUUGCUGGUUGCUGCCUACUUGCUGCAGACUUGCUGUGGCUCACCGCAACAGCCUAGCUGGCCUAGCGGCAGUUGCGCUGAGCAUCCUCGAAGACAGCCAAGUCAGUGUGGAGUUCCGCGCGCGCAACCACAAGGUGACCCGGGUGCUGCGCGUCUCCUCAGACGGCACCCGGGUGUUCUUCUACAAGCCACCGCUCGGCUGGCACCUCUCCACGGAGGGGGUGGCCCCGGCCCCACCCCAGGGCGCUCCGGUGCACUCCUGGGACGCUCUGCCCCAGGCGCUCUGGGCGAAGUACGCGUGCGCGGCAAGGUUUGUGUCGUUGGUGCGGCAGAAGACGCCCAAGAUCAUCCUGUAUGCUGAGUACGCGCUCUGCAUUCGCCUGGGCAGCGGCGACCUCGAAGCUAGCUUCUACUCUGGGGCCAGGGUGGUUUGCAGCGGGAACCAUGUUCAGCUGAUGGACGUCGGCGGGCCGCAGCGCCACCUGACGCUUCCUGUCGAUCCCGAGAUGCUUCCUCCAUCGCAGUGCUCACUAUGGCAGAUCACUUGCGAGUAUCAUCGCCGCUGCCAAGCACUUGAAGCGGCUCUGGAGGCAACAGACGAGGGCUGGAACAUCUUCCCUGCUAUUUUUGGGAGUGCAUCACUGGUAGUGGCAGUGCUCAUAAGCGUGGCGGCUCUUUUUCAGGCGACCGCAGGACUGGCGACAGCAGUCCAACGUCAAGUCCCCCGGGUCCUGCUGUUUUUCUAA
Ixodes scapularis (black-legged tick) is the source of this 798-nucleotide messenger RNA. Its product is annotated as serine/threonine-protein kinase PLK4-like. The transcript is spliced from 6 exons. Bases 1 to 798 code for a protein of 265 amino acids. NCBI's taxonomy places the organism in Eukaryota, Metazoa, Arthropoda, Arachnida, Ixodida, Ixodidae. The record is from RefSeq and is a predicted model, not a curated record.